AGCCAUGUUGGCUCAAGCCAUUUUGGCUGAAGGGCGCCGUUCCCAGGCUAGCGCCUGGUAGCGGGGGCGAACCUCCCGCCUUCCUCUCUCCCGCCUCGGUCCGCCUGAAGGCGGGGGCGAGCAGCUCGCUGGCUGGCGAUGGCAUCGGUUUGGGCGCGGCGCAGUCUUGGAUGCCAUCCUCGGGAUCCAGGGCGUGCGCAGGGCGCUGCAGGAGUCCCUGUUGCGCCGAGCGGUGGAGGUGGCAGCAGCGCAGGUCGUCGGUGGUGGCGGCAGCGCGCAGGCCAUCGCCGAGGAAAAAUGCCGUGUUCUCAAGGACUUGGAGGCCGUCUGGGAGCAAGCGGGCCAGCGCCGGCAGCUGGGGCGCAAGGCUACCCUCGGGGAGGUCGCCAGCGAGCUGGUUGCGAGGAACCAGCGGCCGCCUGCGAAGGAGCUCAGCGCGGUGAACACGGCGAGGAGGGCGGUGACCCAUCAGCCUGUUUCGGUACGGCAACGUGUCGGCGCCGCCUUGCAGCUCCCGAAGGGCAGCGACGCCGACAGCAUGGCGGACACCGCGGCGAGCGACCACGUGGAGCUCGUGGCCGAGGCGGAGCGCAGGGCAGCCGCCAUAGAGGCGCAGUUUGCCGAAACGCGGGCUGAGCAACUCCAGCAGGUCACGGUGCUCGAGGCGGCGCUCGAUGACGUCGGCCGCACGGCGGCUACUGCCGAUGCGAGGGCCCAGGCAGCAGUGGUGAAGGCGGAGCGCGGCGAGAAGGCUGCAGCCGCAGUGCGCCUGAGCUUGGGGGGCGAGCGGGACGCAGCACUCGAGCAAGCGGCGGAGGCCCCGCGGGUGCUCGGGCGCGAGAUCGCCCGCCUCCAGCAGCAGCACGAGGCUGAGCGGGUCGCCGAGGAGGCGGCCGAGCAGCCAGCGGCGCGCUGCCACAGGCCGCGCUUGGUCCGGAGCCAGGCCGGCGGCGGCGGAGGCGCGAUGGCUGAGCCUGGCCUGCGCAAGGCGCCCACCUGUGUAUGCAUAGUUGCACUUUACGCUUGGUGUGUUGAUGGUGCUUUUGGUGUUUGGCAGUGGUAGUAUGGAAUACUCUGAUUGUUCACGCCUGGUUCCAUCACAGCGUAUUGCAGAGGGCCUCUUACACAUGGACAGUGUGUACAGUAACUUGUUUUGGACGUGGUCUGUUGCCUGGCGAGCUGGGGCGCCGUCCCUAGUAGUCGCCAGAAGGGUUUCGCUUGGCCGUGCAUGCGCUUUCCUGGAGAGCCGGGACGCGGUCCCCAGUUGUCGCCAGAAGGGUGUCGCUUGGCCGUGCAACCUCACUUUACCCACUGCCGUUUAUGCUUGAGGUGUUGUUGGUUCUUUUUGUGAUUGGCAGUGGCAGUUUGCAAUGCUCUGAUCGGUCCAUCAUCGAGUACUGCAUUUCUCUAGGCUUCGCGCGCUGAGGCGCUGUCCCCAGUUGUCGCCAGAAGGGCUUCGCUUGACCGUGCAGGCGCGCGCUUGGUGAGCUGGGGCGCUGUCCCCAGUAGUCGCCAGGAGGGCUUCGCUUGGCCGCGCAAGCACAUGUUGCAUUUUGCUUCACCAGUUAUCCGUGCAAUGCGGGUACAUUCCCCCUUUAAUUUCGGUGCGCUUCGCGCUCUGUGUCGUAAGAGUGGCCUUGAGGCCUCAGUGGCUUCAGUGGCUGGCAGGCCGCACUCAGGCCUUAGAAGCCUUCUGGGCAGGGCUGUGUUCGCUUCACUCGUGGCUCGAGCGCUGCCCCUUCGGUAGCUCGACGCGCGCACGCGCGCAAACGCGC
Molecule: messenger RNA, 1775 nt
Organism: Prorocentrum cordatum
Lineage: Eukaryota; Dinophyceae; Prorocentrales; Prorocentraceae
Source: the annotation of a GenBank genome assembly